UGACUUUUCCUUGGUAACCGCCCAGGCCAGCGGCAGAGCUUGUGUUCUCUUCCGGACAACAACAAUGGCGGAUAGUCUGUCUUCUCCCGUUACCGGAGACUCGCCUCCCCUGUCCGGCAGCAAUGGCUCUCAGCGGCUUCUCUUCUCGCACGACCUGGUGUACGGUACUUACCGGGGCCAGAGCCGCUUCGCCCUGGUCAGGCUCAUGCACGGGGAGGAAUCGGAAAGCGAGGAAGAUGAGGAGGAGGUGGUGGUGGUAACGGCGGAAGAAGAUGAUGCCGCGGGGGGCUUGAGAAGAAGGGACGGCGGAGUAGAAGGUGGUGUACAGGAGAGUCCCGGCACGGACACCGCCGGUGAGGCCAGCAGGUUCGGGCCCCUGAAGAGAGGCUAUGUGCGGGUCCAGUGGUACCCCGAGGGCGUCCGGCAGGAUGUGAAGGAGACCAAGCUGAACCUGCAAGAUCGCUCUUUGGUGCCCAGAGAUGUUGUACACCGACUUGGAAUAAAGGACAGUCAAUGUGGCACAGUUGUGGACGUAAAUAUAGAAUGUAUGGUGAAACUGGUGGGGACCAACUGCUUCCUACACACCGUCAACAGCAGAGAUCUAAAACACAUUUGGCCUAUAAUGUAUGGAGAUUACAUUGCCUACAACUGCUGGUUGGGAAAGGUUUUUGAUCUGAAGAAUCAAGUUGUCUUAAAGCUGUCAAAUGGAGCCAGAUGUUCAAUGAGCACAGAAGAUGCUUCUAAAUUAUAUGAUGUUUGUCCCCAAGCAAGUGAAUUGGGUGUGUUUUUUGAUGACUCUUAUGGGUUCUAUCCUGGCCAAGUGCUUAUUGGCCCUUCCAAAGUCUUUUCUAAUGUCCAGUGGUUGUCUGGCGUGAAACCAGUCCUGAGUGCCAAGAGCAAAUUCCGUGUGAGCGUGGAAGAGGUACAAGUGACUGAGGUGAGAGUGAAGUGGAUGACGAAAAGCUUUUGUCUGGGGUGUACAGAAUCUAUGGACCCUCCAUCUAGUGUUAUUACCCAGGAGAAUGUGCACAAAGUACAGAGGCUUGGCCCGUUUGAUCACGCCCAGAAGCAGAUGGGAGAGAGGUGCUUGUACAUCAUCCCAACCAUGGUGGAACCUCCUAGAAUCCUGUGUGAGAGUCUGGAGAAGAACUGCUUACUGGGAGAAGUAUCCAGCACCAGAAAGCAAGGGGACAAGAUGCCGGAAAAGCAAAUGGUAAAAAUCAUCGCAUGUACACAAGCAUCCUCAAACCCAGCAGAGCUAUUCAGGAGAUACUCUAACACUCCAGCAUCUGAAGUGGCUGAGAGAGGCAGUAAACAGAACGAUGCCACCAAUGGUAAAGAAGUACCAAAGGCUCCAGCCUCUGAGGAGUCCUCUGUACAGGACCAACUGCUGGACAACAUCCAGGAGAUGUUCCAGGACUUCCCCCUUCAGGUCAAUGAACAGGAUGCAGAUGAUGAGGCUGCUGAGGACACCGAUGACACAAGCUCUGUGACUUCUUCUGCCAGCUCGACCACCUCCUCAAAAAGCGGCAGUGGGGCUGGCCGUAAAAAGAGCAUUCCUCUGUCCAUACGGAACUUAAAGAGGAAACACAAAAAGAAGAAAAAGGGCAAGGUGUACAGAGAGUUUAAGCCAGGGGACAGGGUGGCAGUUGAAGUGAUCACUACAGAGACCACUGCAGAUGUUCUGUGGCAGGAUGGCACUUUAGAAACUAACAUAAGGUCUAAUGAACUGCUUCCCAUUCAGCAUUUGGAUAAUAAUGAGUUUUGUCCAGGGGAUUUUGUGGUGGAUAAAAGAGCCAACCCUCUGCAUGAUACCAGUGUGUAUGGUGUGGUCCAGUCUGGCGACCAUACAGGGCGUACGUGUGUGGUGAAAUGGGUCAAGCUGAAUGCUGAAGAUGAUGUUGAGGUUGUGGGAGAAGAGGAGGAUGUCAGCGUAUAUGACAUAGCUGAUCACCCAGACUUUCGUUUUCGAACUACAGACAUUGUGAUACGACUUGGGGGCACAGAGAUCGACGUUCUUCCGGAUGGCACCCAGCCCUCGGUGGGACAAGUGGCUCGUGUAAACACCGAUAGCAAGAUACAAGUUAUUUGGACUAACAACUCUAGGUCAAUUCUUCUUCCAACGCAAUUGUACAAUGUGGAGUCAGAGAUUGAAGAAUCCCUUUAUGACUCUGUAGGCAGCAGCUCCAGCGGUGCCUCCUCCGAUGAAUGGGAAGAUGACAGUGACAGCUGGGAGACAGACAAUGGCUUAACAGAGGAUGAAAACGCACGGCUUGGGGCAGAGGCAAUUGAGCACCUCCAAAACCAAACUGCUGCUUCCGAGCCCACGACACAAGCAGAAGUAGAAGAUGCAGAGCCAGGUGCUUCUGCAGCUGCAUUGGGGGCUUCAGGUCUUGUGGCCAAAGUGAAUGAGAAAGAAGGGAUUGUCAAGAGCUUUAAAGAACUUAAGGAGGCUAUUAAGAUUCUUGAGAGCCUGAAAAACAUGACCGUGGAGCAGCUUCUGACUGGUUCUCCAACAUCACCAAUUGCUGAGCCAGAAAAAUUCACUAGAGAAAAGAAAUUCCUCGAUGAUAUCAAGAAACUGCAGGAGAAUCUCAAGAAGACACUUGAUAAUGUGGCAAUUGCAGAGGAAGAAAAGAUGGAGUCUGCUCCAGAUGCUGAUAAAGAGGACAAGGAAGCGCAGACCCCAGUCCGUUCUGAGUGGCCAAGUGACACCCCUGUACUGUGCCAGCAGUGUGGUGGCAAACCUGGAGUCAUAUUCACUAGCGCUAAAGGAGAGGUUUUCUCUGUGCUGGACACUGCACCAGAGAGCCAUAGUUUUAAGAAACUAGAAUUCCAGGCCCCUGAAGCUAAGAAGUUCUUUAGCACUGUCCGUAAGGAGAUGGCUCUGCUCGCCACAUCCCUCCCUGAUGGUAUCAUGGUGAAAACGUUUGAAGAUAGAAUGGACCUCUUCUCAGCAUUUAUUAAAGGACCCACACGUACUCCGUAUGAGGAUGGCUUAUUUCUAUUUGAUAUUCAGCUGCCCAAUAUCUACCCAGCUGUGCCUCCGCUCUUCCGCUACCUUUCUCAGUGCAGUGGGAGACUCAACCCAAACCUAUAUGAUAAUGGGAAGCUGUGUGUCAGUCUGCUGGGCACCUGGAUAGGAAAGGGAACUGAGAGAUGGACAAGCAAAUCUAGCCUUCUCCAGGUACUAAUAUCCAUACAAGGCCUUAUACUGGUAAAUGAGCCUUAUUACAAUGAGGCUGGCUUUGACAAUGACAGAGGGCUGCAAGAAGGUUAUGAGAACAGUCGUUGCUACAAUGAGAUGGCUCUGAUCAGAGUUGUACAAUCUAUGAUACAAUUGCUGAGGAGACCUGUGGAAGUCUUCCAACAGGAGAUCAUGGAGCACUUUCAAAGCAAUGGCUGGCGUUUAGUUCACAGGAUAGAGACCUGGCUAGAAACCAAUUCUAUGGUAGAAAAGGGUGGCGAGUUGUCUAAUGGCCAGGAGCACCCUUGCAUUGUACCGUACAGCCCCUCUGAGCAAGAAAUCACACCAGAGCCUUCCCCAAGUUCUAAGGAUUUGGAUGACUCUGGAUGCGGAGCCUCCACCCUGUCACCUGGAGAGGCUCCUCAGUGUUCUGACUUGGAGAGCAUGGGUAAGGGGGCCUCAAGUAACACCUGUAGCCCUGCUGAGGAACCACGAGGAGCAACUGGAGGGGUGCAGCCAAGUGUAAAACCAAAGAAACGCAGGAAGAGCUAUCGUAGUUUUCUGCCUGACAAACGAGGAUACCCUGACAUUGGCUUCCCGUUGUUUCCCUUGUCUAAGGGCUUUGUGAAAAGCAUCCAAGGUGUUCUAGCGCAAUACAAAGCUGCUCUCUUGGAAGCCGGCAUCUUGGAGCCCCGUGGGGCCAGGCUUACAUUACCGUUGUAGAGACCAGGUGCAUUGUGGGGCUUUCUUCAACUCCCCCACACACUUCUUCCUACACAUUCUCUUUCCCCAUCUUUCAUUGCCUGGCGAGGCCAAUAAUACUAAAGUCUGGAGUAACCCAAGACUUCUUAACCACAGUGUCUGCUGUGAGACCAAACAAGAUUGUACCCGAAUAAAUAAUGGCUGACAUUAUGCUGUAUGCUCUGCUGUUCCCUUAAUUUAUUCUGCCCAGUUUAUCUGCUCCUGGCAUAAUGUCUGGGGCUGCCUAGCUGCUACAGGGCAGAGAAUUGUAUUGUAUAAUUUAUUGCUCAUGAAAAACGAUCCCUUACCUCCUGCAAAAUGUCUUCGACCCAGAUCAUUCAAGAGUUGCAAAAUUAGCAGUGUAGCCACUCUUUUAUCUACCCUUAUUUAAAGGUAUUUUGAUUGGAAGGUUAAGCCCUUUCAUUGAAACAACUGUGCUAGUCGUCGGGACAGAUAUGGAUGGUUCUAGCUCUUCUGAAGAAGUGUUAUCUGGGCAUGCAACUUCAGUGAAUGAGAAUCUUGCAUUGUUCUUUUUGCAUCUCAAAUAGAUGAUGUAAUUUCAUUAUCGCAAGUGUGUCUUGAAGAACCUGUACUAGCGAUUGCGAGAAUGAAUGUCUAAGCUUACUGAGAAUCACUUUGUCAAUGGCGAGCAUUGUAAAGACAAUUUUCAGUGAAUAAGCUUUGUUCUCUUGUACUGAUAAUUGUAAACCCAUAUAAUGUCUCCAAGAACUAAACUGCUCUUUUAAGGUUUGAUAUACUAGCAGUAAUAUAUUAUAAAGUAAAAUUAACCCUUUUAUCCUUUGCAAAAUUGGGCAACGUGCCUGUUAGUGAAUGGUUAAAUGCUUCAGUUUUAAAUACUUAGUUUGGCACAUUAGCCUGUUCUGUAUCCUCAUGUCUUCGAAGUUGAUCAAUGGGCACCGCUCUGUUAAAUAUUUUAAAAGACAGUCUAUUAUGUUAUAUUUGGACUUGGGAGCUACAUCUGGUCUAUCAAUGACAUAGCUAAGGACUAUAGACGAUCGCUACAUGAAGCAAACUGUAACUGCAUUUAUGAAUAUAACACUGCCAUGAACAAUGGAGACAGUGCAGGCCAGUGUGUCCUUAACUCUUGCCUGCCCUUUAUUAUGGUCUGCCUUACAUUUAGGCAUGUUUACAUCCCCUUAUUUUCCUUUCAAAUGUGAAUCUUUAUAUUAGAGGGAUUUGCUGCUGCCGCUUUCCUUUGUUUUCUUAUGAUUCAUUAUUUAUCCUUGUGUCUGUAACACUUAAGGGUCUAGAUUACACAAAACAGGUGCAAAAAGGUGAGCAUGAGUAAAUAUAUGAGCCUUUUAGACAUGGGCUGUGUGAUGUUAUUUAAUACAUGUAUAGAAUGCGCUGCAUUUUUAUUUUUAGCCGCAUUUUUAACCCCCUCUCCCCCCUGAGGCGCCAUUUAUCCACAUGUUUCAGUUUUGGGUAGAUGCUAAUGGGUUGUAUUGCAUAUCAUCUCCUUAAAGCAGAGUUUCUCAAUUCCAGUCCUCAAGGCGCACCAACAGACCAUGUUUUCAGGAUUUCCCUCAGAUGAAAUGGCUGUGGUAAUUACUAAGGCAGUGAAACUGAUCAAAUCACCUGUGCAAAAUAAUGGAAUGCCUAAAAACAUGAAUUGUUGGUGCGCCUUGCGGACUGAAAUUGAGAAACGCUGCCUUAAAGAGACUUGUGCCAUUCCUCUUGAUAUUCCAUCUAACACUGCUUGUGCAUGAAGGCUGUUGUAAGUGAUUUAUUGUUCCCUCACUCGUAUCACCACUCUUUAGCAAUCCCUGAAUACUGGCUGUAAAAUCCCUAUGUAAAAAUCUCUUGGCUGAGCUUGGCCAAAAAAUAAAAUUCCAGCCAGUUGGGAACGAAGAUAUGUCAUUGCAUCCAGGCGGACCAAAUGCAAAAAGCCUGGAAAUCGGACAUUUGAAGGUAAAGUUGAUUUUCUUACACUGAGUUUUCAGUGUGAUGGAAGUAAGGGAGUAGAGGUGACAACAGCCUUUAUAUGCAGGUACUAUUAUAUGGAAUACAGGGAAAAAUCGCAUUGGUCCCUUUACAUUUCUGUGGUACUCUGUCGGAAAGAACUGCCUGCUUUAGUUCCUGUGUCUGCACUACCCAAUGUAACUGGCUUAUAAUGGCCAAAAUAUAGGUGUGGAUGUCAAGUCGGGUACAGAGAUCUUUCCUCUGGGGUCCUCGAGAUGUAUGCAACGAGCCGGCGAAUCAACUUGUUGGUCUCUGCUCAGAAGUGAAAUAUCUGUUUUGAGUGGACUGACCCUUUGAUCGAGAACUCUGUCAAAUACUAAUAGUUUUGGAUGGAAUGUGAUUAGGGAACCUUUUGUAUGUGGUGCUUUACUUGCCAGCCGAGUUUUACUGCAAAAUUGGCCCCUUGCCCUUUCCCAGUUGGUCCUUUUUGUUGCUCCUACUGCUGCAAAUAUCAGUGUAUUAAAUGUUUCUGUAGGAGGAGACAUUUUUAAUGCCAACAGGCAGCAGCAACAUCAGUGGAUGAACAUUAAACUCCAACGAUGAGUGUUUAUUUGUGGCCACAGUGCCACCCAGACCUCUCCUGAAGUUCCAAUAGAUCUGUGUAGUGGAGAAGUCGCACUUACCCACCCCAUUGCACAAUACCAUGCCCAUUGCCUGAACAACCAAUCAGCAGGUCUGGUCAUGCUUACAUUGGGGAGUUAUUCACCUGUUCUUAUGCAGAUAGUAACAUUUACCAAGUCACUAUAUGUAUAGCAGAUCUGAGAGGGCUCAGAUUGGCACUGACGGAGAAAGUAUGUAGUAACUCCCUUGGCCUAUUAGCUGUUGGUCUGCAUGGUUACAUUGGGGGGUUUAGUGAGUUUGCAGUAAAUCUGUCAACAAUUCAAACUUCUCUUGCAAAGAUAAUCGCAGACCUCUUAUACCUGCUGCUACAAUGAUGGACAUGUUGACUUUUUCAAUUAAACAUACUGUUGUACCACCUGUAAUUAUGUAAGAAAUAUGCACAAUUUAGCCACCAAGGAGUUAAACACUACGCUUCCCUAAUCACUCUCCAUACAAUGCUGUUCUAUGUGGAGCUCUUCUAUAAUUUCACCUCAUUUGAGAGAUCCUCUGUGUCAAAUUGUCUUCAGCACGGAAUCCUUUCCUGGGGUUAUUGUGCACUAUAUCAGACAAUACCUGAUACAUUUUCCUGAUGGCAUUGUUGCCUAUCUGCAUAUCCUGGGCAUGGUGACAUUGAUCUCAGGGCCGAAGGGGAUACAAAUUCUAAUGAAUGAACCUAUACACCCUGCUUCUGGCAGAUGUACAGUAUUUAAAUGCUGGCAACGGAUAAUUCUAAACCAAAAUGCUGUAAAAUUGAGUGCUGGUGCUUCUGAUGUGUGUGUAUAGUGCUGUGAGACAAUUUUUUUACAAUUAUUUUUUUUUUUUUGCUAAUUUAAUGUUUGGAAAAAAAAAUGCAGGAUUGUUUAAUUAAAGAUGCCUCUGCUUAAGAAUUUU
This is a messenger RNA of Rana temporaria (common frog), 7402 nucleotides long. RefSeq names its product ubiquitin conjugating enzyme E2 O (gene UBE2O). The record is from RefSeq and is a predicted model, not a curated record. The coding region runs from base 65 to 3910 and encodes 1281 amino acids. The transcript is spliced from 18 exons. NCBI's taxonomy places the organism in Eukaryota, Metazoa, Chordata, Amphibia, Anura, Ranidae.